This is a messenger RNA of Daucus carota subsp. sativus, 1239 nucleotides long. Its product is annotated as protein arginine N-methyltransferase 2. The record is from RefSeq and is a predicted model, not a curated record. The transcript has 3 exons. Gene Ontology annotation, molecular function: protein-arginine N-methyltransferase activity; protein binding. Bases 114 to 1097 code for a protein of 327 amino acids. NCBI's taxonomy places the organism in Eukaryota, Viridiplantae, Streptophyta, Magnoliopsida, Apiales, Apiaceae. Gene Ontology annotation, cellular component: nucleus; cytoplasm.
UAUUUUGUUAAAGAAAUUUUUUGAAACUAUCACAAGAACAGAAUUGACAUAAACCCUAACUCACAAACUGUAUGUAUAACUAACAUAUACACACACUGCAAGGCUGCAGGACCAUGGCGGAAGAGAACGAGAUAUACUCGCUCGCUAAAAACGGCGACGUAUCGAAACUAGAAGCUCUAAUUGCUUCCGGAGCCGACGUCACCUUCUUCGAUUCUUACGGUCUGACUCCAUUGAUGCACGCCGCUAAGCAAGGUCAUGCCGAAGUUGUGAAGAUCCUUCUAGAAGCCGGAGCUCCGUGGAACGCACUCUCUCCGUCUAAUCUCUCCGCCGGCGACUUUGCAAUGGAUUCCGGCCACCAGGACGCCUUUGACGUCUUACUUAACGCCGGGAUACAGGCUGAAUUGAUACUCGGAACUAUUGCGAGGAAAGAUUAUGCAGAUGGAGAUACCAACAAGGACUAUUUGGAAGACAGAAUCAGUUUUAGUGAGGAUAAAUUAAUGGAAUCUAAUAGUAAAGCUAUUAUGAUGGCUUGGGAGAAACCAUUGAUGGAAGCUCAUGCAAAAGCUAUUUGCUCAAGGGGUGGUCACAUACUGAACAUUGGAUUUGGUAUGGGACUUGUGGAUGCUGCUAUUCAGCAAUAUGGACCUGUUACACAUACUAUUGUUGAGGCUCAUCCAGAAGUCUAUAAACGUAUGAUUAGUUCUGGGUGGGGUGAUAAACAGAAUGUCAAAAUAGUAUUUGGCCGUUGGCAGGAUGUGUUGUCCCAGCUUGAGUCUUAUGAUGGAAUUUUUUUUGAUACUUAUGGGGAGUAUUAUGAAGACAUGAGAGAAUUCCAUCAGCAUCUUCCUGUUCUAUUAAAGCCUGAAGGACUCUACUCAUUUUUCAAUGGACUUUGUGGAGGUAAUGCCUUUUUCCAUGUUGUUUAUUGUCAAAUAGUUUCUUUAGAACUUCAAAGUCUGGGUUACUCUACACAGUUGAUACCCUUACCUGUUAAGGAUUGUUUGGGUGAAAAGGUAUGGGAGGGUGUGAAACACAAAUAUUGGCAGUUAGAUACAUAUUACCUUCCUGUUUGUGAGGUUCUUCAAGAUUCUGAAUGAUUUAAGCUUACAGUACUGUUUAAGCCAGAAUUUUGUUAUAGUAACGUUUAAUAUGUUAUUGUGAUCUUUCAUCCCGUGAUUAAUUUGUACUUGAAGUAUGGAUGGUGGAGAAACUAUUUGAGCAUUUCAUAUUUUCGAAGUA